Syzygium oleosum is the source of this 1434-nucleotide messenger RNA. Its product is annotated as zinc finger BED domain-containing protein DAYSLEEPER-like. The transcript is spliced from 5 exons. Gene Ontology annotation, molecular function: DNA binding. The coding region runs from base 471 to 1223 and encodes 250 amino acids. NCBI's taxonomy places the organism in Eukaryota, Viridiplantae, Streptophyta, Magnoliopsida, Myrtales, Myrtaceae. The record is from RefSeq and is a predicted model, not a curated record.
AUCGUUUUCGUGGAGAGAUUGGUGUUUGUAUGAUUCGAUCGAUACGACGGUAGGCAUGGUCGCGCGUCAAGCCUCACGAUGCUUUCGAAAUUCGAGAGUGCGAAGCGUGAUUCGUACAGCUUGAACUCUCCAAUGGUGGGAUUGGACCGGCCGCGAAGCCGCCCUUGCUAACGAAUUCUCCGAAGACGACGAUCGCGAAUCGGAGAGCUCGAAGCGCGCUCUAAGGAGCCCGACUCAGCUCCGACGAACUCGGGCUUCCUUCGGCCCGCCCGGCCCGGAAAUGAUGGAGAGAUUCGGUGCUCCUGGGCUGAAUCGGAGCAGCCCGCGGCCCGAGGACCGCUCGAAGAUUCGCCUUCGGGCUCUGAGCUUUCGACUGUUCGGACGGCGCUGCUGCGGGGAUUCCGAUUCUCCUCCGGAUUUCCGAAUCGUGAGCUGGGGGGAGUCGCUUCCGCGAUUGGUUUUUGCAAUUCAUGAGUUCCUCGUUGGAUCUACUCGCUCCAUCACUCGAGACAGUGGAGACUACUAAGGAAAUCAUCGUCCCUGUAGAGGCUAGCCCUUUUGAGAUAACUACAGGCGAAAAGAGAAAAAGAGGAGGAGGGAGAGUAAGGUCGAGAGUGUGGCAACAUUUCACCAAGCUUGAAAAGAGGCCAGGUGAGCGAGAGGAAUGCAGGUGCAAUUAUUGUGGUAAUCUAUAUGUUUGUUCGAGCAAUUCUGGUACAACCCAUCUAAAUCGCCAUAUAUUCGAGGGGGGAUGUCCCAAGUACAAGCCGACUCUAAGCGAGACGCAAAAUCUUACUAGUUAUCCAAAAGAAGAUUUAGAUGACGACGACAAUGUAACACCUUUGAGAGUUAACACAGACCAUAGCACGAGGAAUUUCUCUGAACAGGAAGUUGGCGAAAAUUUUGCAUCCGAACUAGUGCAACUGAAGGAAGAGAAUGCGAAGCUUCUACAUGAAAGAGAUGAUUUGGCAGCCCAAAAGACAACCCUUGAGCAACUAAUAGUAACUAUGGCAGCUGAAACGGCUCGCCUAAUGGAAGAAAAUACUAAGCUGAAGGAAGAAUGCACAAAGCUUCAAGAAGAGAAACAGAGAACAGUUACCAGAGAGGAAUUUGUGCGACUGGAAACCCAAGUUUCAAAACUUAGGGAGGAUUUUGAACGCGAUAGACGAGGAUUUCCAGUGGCUACAAUGGCAGCUCUAGCGCACCUGCAGCAUGGAAGAUAAAUGGAACAUCUGCCCCACCACACCGUGAGCGCCAAUCGGUUCGCUUGUAUAUUUGGCCUUUGCAUUUCAACUUGCCCCGGACUUCUAAAUUAGAGAUUGUGAUGCUUCCCGACGUUCACCCUGUACCAAAAUUUUAGCCAUUGCUUUCAUACUGUGGUUGUAAUGUCUAUCCAACUUUCUUCUAUUUUAUCGUCUGCAGUUCCAAUUUCAA